Falco peregrinus (peregrine falcon) is the source of this 1030-nucleotide messenger RNA. RefSeq names its product RNA polymerase II, I and III subunit E (gene POLR2E). Gene Ontology annotation, molecular function: DNA-directed RNA polymerase activity; DNA binding. NCBI's taxonomy places the organism in Eukaryota, Metazoa, Chordata, Aves, Falconiformes, Falconidae. The transcript has 7 exons. Gene Ontology annotation, cellular component: RNA polymerase I complex; RNA polymerase III complex; RNA polymerase II, core complex. Gene Ontology annotation, biological process: DNA-templated transcription. The coding region runs from base 69 to 701 and encodes 210 amino acids. The record is from RefSeq and is a predicted model, not a curated record.
GGCCGCCUGCGCAGGCCCGAGGCGGGCGGCCGGCGGGGGCCUGGGGCGGUGCGGGCCGGGCGGGCGCCAUGGACGACGAGGAGGAGACGUACCGGCUGUGGAAGAUCCGUAAGACCAUCAUGCAGCUCUGCCACGACCGGGGCUACCUGGUGACCCAGGACGAGCUGGACCAGACGCUGGAGGAGUUCAAGGCGCAGUUCGGGGACAAGCCCAGCGAGGGCCGGCCCCGGCGGACCGACCUGACGGUGCUGGUGGCGCACAACGACGAUCCCACCGACCAGAUGUUCGUCUUCUUCCCCGAGGAGCCCAAGGUGGGAAUAAAGACCAUCAAGAUGUACUGCCAGAGGAUGCAGGAGGAGAACAUCACCAGGGCGCUGAUCGUGGUGCAGCAGGGCAUGACCCCGUCGGCGAAGCAGUCCCUGGUGGAUAUGGCUCCCAAAUACAUCCUGGAGCAGUUCCUGCAGCAAGAGCUUCUUAUCAACAUCACAGAACACGAGUUGGUCCCAGAGCAUGUUGUCAUGACAAAGGAAGAAGUAACUGAGUUACUGGCCAGAUAUAAGCUGAGGGAGAACCAGCUCCCAAGGAUACAAGCUGGGGAUCCUGUGGCCCGGUACUUCGGAAUAAAACGUGGUCAGGUAGUGAAGAUCAUAAGACCGAGUGAAACUGCAGGCCGGUACAUCACCUACAGGCUGGUGCAGUGAUCUGGAGCGCUGGGUGUGGAAGAGUUGUGUGACAACUGCCGAUCCUCCCAUCCACUGGUGAUUUACAGACACUCUGAGAUGUCUGCCUUUCCCUAGAUGGCCAAGAAAAUGCUCUUUCCUUGUUGCCUUUAUGCAGUCGGGUUACUUGGCCUCAUCCCUUUGUUUUCCAGCAUGGACUUUGCUGUAACUCCUUAGUUGUCAUUAAGGACUCAAGCCAUGGAAGUAACCUGAAGCAACAGAAGCGUGCAGAGUAGAAGCGAGUGGAAAAAGACCUUUGCUUUCCUAUUUUAUUUUAUAGGAACUUAUUUUUAAUAAAGAUUUGUACUCUG